Molecule: messenger RNA, 1938 nt
Organism: Thlaspi arvense
Lineage: Eukaryota; Viridiplantae; Streptophyta; Magnoliopsida; Brassicales; Brassicaceae
Source: the annotation of a GenBank genome assembly
AUGUGGCUAGUUAUUUAUAAAAUAAAACUUCCAGGACCUGCUAUUUUGGGAGAGGGAAAGCCUGAAAAUCAGAAUCAUGCCAUAAUUUUCACACGUGGAGAAGGUUUGCAAACAAUAGAUAUGAAUCAGGACAAUUACAUGGAAGAAGCAUUGAAGAUGAGGAACUUGCUUCAAGAAUUUCUUAAGAAGCAUGAUGGGGUGCGGUACCCUACAAUUCUUGGAUUGAGGGAGCACAUAUUUACUGGAAGUGUGUCAUCUCUUGCAUGGUUUAUGUCAAACCAAGAGACAAGCUUUGUGACUAUUGGUCAGAGAUUGUUGGCGGACCCUUUGAAGGUCCGGUUUCAUUAUGGUCAUCCCGAUGUUUUUGAUAGGCUCUUUCAUCUUACUAGAGGAGGUGUUAGCAAAGCAUCUAAGACUAUCAACUUGAGUGAGGAUAUAUUUGCCGGCUUCAAUUCGACACUUCGUGAAGGAAAUGUCACCCAUCAUGAGUACAUACAAGUUGGGAAAGGAAGAGACGUCGGUCUAAACCAGAUCUCUCAGUUUGAGGCAAAAAUUGCUAAUGGCAAUGGAGAGCAAACAUUGAGUCGUGACAUAUAUAGGCUUGGUCACCGUUUUGAUUUUUUCAGAAUGUUGUCAUGUUACUUUACCACUGUUGGAAACUACUUCAGUACGUUGAUUACAGUUCUCACGGUGUAUGUAUUCCUUUAUGGCCGCCUUUAUCUUGUUCUUAGUGGACUUGAGGAGGGGCUUUCCACACAACGAGCUAUUAGAGAUAACAAUCCUCUCCAAGUGGCACUUGCUUCUCAAUCUUUUGUGCAGAUUGGCUUUUUAAUGGCCUUGCCAAUGUUAAUGGAGAUUGGCUUGGAAAGGGGCUUCCGAACUGCAUUAACUGCAACUAGCUCCUGUAUUUUUCACAUUUUCACUUGGAACAAAGACCCACUAUUAUGGACGGACACUACUACAUGGGGUGCAAAAUAUAGGCCUACAGGUCGGGGCUUUGUUGUGUUUCAUGCCAAGUUUGCUGAUAACUAUCGCCUCUACUCACGUAGCCACUUUGUGAAGGGGCUCGAGCUAAUGAUUCUGCUAAUUGUCUAUCAAAUCUUUGGUUCUGACUAUAGAGGUGCACUUGCUUAUAUUCUCAUCACAAUAUCGAUGUGGUUCAUGGUGGGCACCUGGCUUUUUGCUCCUUUCCUCUUCAAUCCAUCUGGUUUUGAGUGGCAAAAGAUUGUUGAUGAUUGGACUGAUUGGAAUAAGUGGAUAAGCAACAAAGGUGGUAUUGGUGUGCUCCCAGAAAAGAGUUGGGAGUCCUGGUGGGAGCAGGAGCAAGAACAUCUGUGGCAUUCUGGAAAGCGUGGUAUUGCUGUGGAGAUAUUGUUAGCUUUACGUUUUUUCAUAUAUCAGUAUGGGCUUGUUUAUCACUUGACCAUUACCAACUCUACACAAAGUAUUUUGGUGUAUGGUGUAUCAUGGCUUGUUAUUUUUCUAAUAUUGUUUGUGAUGAAGACUGUUUCUGUUGGACGGCGAAAGUUCAGCGCCAAUUUUCAGCUCGUUUUUAGGCUAAUCAAGGGGUUGAUCUUCCUUACAUUUGUCUCCAUUCUUGUUACUCUGAUUGCCCUACCCCAUAUGACAUUGCAGGAUAUCGUAGUUUGCAUUCUUGCCUUCAUGCCAACUGGCUGGGGUUUGCUUCUGAUUGCUCAAGCAUGCAAGCCUCUUGUACAACGAGCUGGGUUCUGGGGAUCAGUUCGAACACUUGCUCGUGGAUAUGAAAUUAUAAUGGGCUUGCUUCUUUUCACCCCUGUUGCGUUUCUUGCCUGGUUUCCUUUUGUUUCAGAGUUCCAGACUCGUAUGUUGUUCAACCAAGCAUUUAGCAGAGGUCUUCAAAUUUCUCGUAUUCUUGGCGGGCAUAGGAAAGACCGCUCGUCUCGUAACAAGGAUUAA